CUCCAGCUAUAAUGAGAACCUUCAUUGCUUUGGCGAUCGCGCUCCUUUGCGUCCACGCGGAGGCAUCCGGUAAUAAGCCAGUGUGGCCUGUGGUUCCAAAGUCCUGCGUAAAUGUCAACGUGACCGGAAUCUACUUGAUCAACCCUAAUCGUGGUUUCGGCCAGCCGUACGAAGUUUACUGCGAACAGGACUGGGUGAGUGGAGGAGAAAAUAGUGCCCCCGGAUGGUCUUGGGAAGGAGGAUGGAUCGUGAUCCAGAGACGGAUGGACGGCUGGACUCACUUCAACCGGAACUGGGAGGCCUAUGAGAACGGAUUCGGUGAUAUCGAGGGAGAGUUCUGGCUCGGUUUGAAAAAGAUCCAUCAACUCACCUAUGGACAGCGUUGGGAGCUCCGGAUCGUUCUGGAAGAUGUCCAGGGCUUGGUGAAGGAGGCCAGAUACAGCGACUUCGUGGUCGGUGAAUCGAGCGAUGCCUAUCGCUUGAAAAGUGUUGGAAACUACACCGGAACUGCUGGCGAUUCCCUAAGUGGCCUGGUCGAAAUGCCAUUCUCCACCAACGAUGUAGAUAACGAUCUGGUUCCGGAGUUCAACUGCGCCGAGAAGUAUUUGGGUGGAUGGUGGCAUCGCAGCUGUCAUGAUAGCAAUCUAAAUGGGUGGUACGUUAAGGAAAUCAAACCGGAAUGGAAAUGUGGAAUGGUCGUCUGCUGGAAGGGACUUGGCUGGCCUUAUAGCCCCCUGAAGAAUGUUCGCAUGAUGAUCCGCCCCUGGAAGAGAAAUUGGCCGGUGGUUCCUCAAUGGACGGAUUUGUAGAUCUGAACACUGUUUGUCACUGUCAUUUUGAAUGUUAGAGAACAUUUCGUAAUCAGUGCAGCUUUUCGAAACAGUUAUACUCAGAUAACAUGAAUAAAUUUAAUUUAUAAUUCAAAUUA
Molecule: messenger RNA, 928 nt
Organism: Uranotaenia lowii
Lineage: Eukaryota; Metazoa; Arthropoda; Insecta; Diptera; Culicidae
Product: fibrinogen C domain-containing protein 1-like
Exons: 2
Coding region: 12-809 (265 amino acids)
Source: RefSeq, a predicted model, not a curated record